AGCCCGCCUACUUUGCCCUGGUGUCUCUUCCGUGUCGCCUUUUCUCCUCACCAUCCUCUUUAGCACCGGGCGCUUCAUUUCUAAAUUUCAUUGACAAUACGGAGAUUUUUCUUACAUUUUUUCUUUUUAAUCCACCGUUCGCUGCCUUUCGUCAACGCUACCCUCUGGUCCUCCCGCCUUAGCGAGCCAACGCUACUCUGUGACCCGACGAGACAAAGGACUUGUGAGUCUGGGUUUCGUACAACAGUCUACAGCUACGGCCUCAUCUUGAUCGACUUGAAUAUUCCUGUAAUAUUCUUCUCGUCGGGCUUGUGUCGUUUUCUCACCAUGGUGGUAGCUGCUGGUAGCCUCACUCGACAUUAGAUGACAUGGACGCGCAGAGUGCCGCAGCGCCCGACCGGUCGAAGCCUGCGGUGGCUUCUCCUAAGCGUCGAAGAGCCUCUCUCGUCGACCAAAAAUCUAUAACGGUGGCAUCGGCGUCUGCCACGAACAAAGACGGCCCUUCAAAGAGGGACUCAACCAAGUCCGACGAUGACAGGGACUCGGACGCUGAGACAAUAGUGCUGCCUGGUAAGGACGGGCAUUCACCGUCCAAGGUGCGCAAAGUCAGGCAGGAGGAUAAGGAUGGCAGCGAGGGCGAGCGCCCAAGGGACAGACGGCGAUCGACUAGAGACGACCACCCCGACAAUGCAUCCGACCUCCCGAGGAAAAAGAAGCGAAUUUCAUCGCGGCCGGACAAGGAUUUGCGCUCGCGCAAUGAUGAUUCCGACCAUAGCGAUCACAGCUCAAACCCACCGUCUCCUGAACUGACCCAGCGCCGGCUACAGCACCGCCGGCGACGGUCAGAACUGCACGGCGGCUCCGACUCUGAUUCUGAUAAUUCAGAUCACAAGUCUUCUGCCAAAUCUAACCGUGAACGCUCCCGAACUGGCGAUCGAUCUGUAUCCCUCAAACGGAAAACCCCAAAAGUCGAGUCAGACGACGAAAUGGACAGUCGUAAAGCUCGCAGACAAAGAACGACAUCAGCCGGCGCUGAGAAUUUGCGCAACUAUCGCGAAUCAAGGGUGAGGUCUCAGAGGGAUGGCAGAGCAAACUCAAAUUCUCCGCCACCACGACAGCAUCGGCGCAGCGCAUCAAAUCAGUUACAAUCAAGUAACUUUGGUCAGAAAAAGAAGCGCCUGCCGCCUCCGCUUCAAACUGACUAUAACUCUGAUGACUCCUCUGGCAGCGACAGCCCUCACCCUCGAAAUGCCAAAGUACGGAGCCUCACAACCCCAUCACAUCAUGAUUCUGCCAUGUCUCCUGCAAAGGCUGGUGUACACAAGAAGCACUUGGAUGCGCAUGGCCAAACCUUGCUGGCGCGAGCAUGUGCACGAGGGGAAUAUGACGGAGCAAAGCAACGAUUAUUAGAACGCCCCGAAGAUCUUAAUGUUGCAGACUAUGCUGGCAAUACACCGUUACAAAUUGCAGCAAUCAAUGGUUGCGAAGAUAUUGUACAGUUACUUAUUGAAGCGGGCUGCAACUUGGACUGCGUCAACUACGAUAAAGAAACGCCUUUGCUGGAUGCUGUCGACAAUGGACAUCUUGGGGUGGUAAAAUUACUACUAGCUGCGGGUGUUAAUCCUCGCAAAGCGAAUGUAAAUGGCGAGGAACCGAUCGAUCGAGUCAACGAAGACACCGAAAACGGUGAUGAAAUCCGUGCGGCUUUGAUGCAGGCGAAGAAGAAAGCUGGAGAUCGCCGCCGAACCUCUGAGGAACAUCACUCUAAUAAUGAGCGUGAAGGACAAAGUGCGGACAGCCCGCGGAAUUCUCCUGCACCCUCGCUAGCAGGUGGACGGCGUGGAACAAAUGUUCGAUCAACAAAAACAAGGAAUGACCUAUUAUAUAUGCCUCUUGACGACAAAACCUUGCGCCAAGCUGCAGGGCGUGGUGACGAGGAAACGGUCGCCCGAAUCUUACAAGUCAAGGAAGGGUUUGACGACCCGGAGUCCAUGGUGGCUGCAGCUCGUGGUGGACACGACCUUGUGAUACAACUUCUUUUGGGCCUGGGUGGCGCCAAUGCCGACCCGGCGCCUGUAUCCGGCCUAGCGCCCGAAUUCGCAACACCGAUACUUGCCUCGAUUGGCCAAGAAAACAUCAAAGUGGUAGAGUUGCUGCUUGAGCAGCAAGGAUUUGACCCCACGCGCAGGUUCAAAGGGGAGACUUACUACGAAAUUGCGCGACGCCGACAAGGUACGAACUGGAAGGACGAAGAGCAUAUUUUGAAGAAUGCAUACGACGAGUAUAAACGUUCCAACAAAGACUCUGCCAACAGCAAAUCGCCUGGUCGCCGCGAGAAGGAGCGCGCUAGAGAGGAGAAGCGCGCUCGCCGUGAAGAGGCCAAAAAUGCGCUCCGUGAUGCCGAAAAUAGAAAGAAGACCACCUCGACAGUUAAGCUUGGUAGUCCGACUGGCAAACGCAGAUCAGAUUCGUUCUCGACCGUUGGUGAAGAAGAAGCCCCGAAGCGUGGCCCUGGACGACCUAGAAAAGAAGACAGGGACGGCCAAAAAUCAAGCAAGGCAAAAGUUGCUGAAUCUGAUGUUGGUGGCUUAUCAUCUGAUGGCGAAUCUACGAAGCCAAGGAGGAAGCUUAUUUCGAAGGGUGAUCUCCGAGGCGAACGUGACAAGGGCAAGCGCGACUCUAAGCGUGACGAGUCGCCAGAUAGACAACGGUUGUCCGAGAAGUAUCGCGAUAGGACCAAGGCUAUAAAACGUGACGAAGGCAAAGACGGCGAUGCUUCUAGCAAGAGACACCGCAGCAGUACCACGCCAGAUCGCCCCAGCGAUGUAGACAAGGAUGAUUCUGAAGCGCCCAUCAAGCGCCGACGAUUGGAACAAGAAGGCCAAGAUAAGCGUGGCAAACGUGUCGAAUCUACGGAAGACCGCCAACCCAAGACGAAAUCAUCCAAGUCUAGCGAAGGCAAGGACAACGACAGGAGUGCUCGCCGCUCAACGUCUGGAGACCCGGCUAUUACGGUCAAGGCAGAGGAUGCGGAUGUAGAUAUGCCCGAUGGCAACAGUCUGAACGAGAUUCCCAGAAAAUCAUCCGCUACUACGGACGACAGCAAGGACGACUCUGAGAAGAAGCCAAGCAAGCAAGAACUGGCGAAGCGUACUACGGCUGAGCUCAAGCGCAAAGAGGAAGAGGAAGAGAAACGACGACAAGACGACGAAGCUCGAAAAGCCCGCGAGGCUGAAGAAGCCGCUCAACGGGAAGCAGCUAAUAAGAAAAAGAAGGAAGAAGAUGCUGAGCGUAAGCAGAAAGAAGAAGAAGAGCGCCGACGUCUGGAGAAGCUUGAGCGAGAGGCUGCAGAAGAGAAGCCGAAGCUAGAAGAAUACGCGAAGAGCAAGAACUGGCCAGGUUGGAUAAACUUCCGGGACUGCUGCGCUGGCUACAUAUGUGUCCCAACCCGAAGGCUGCCGCCGUCGCAGAUAUGUUUAAAUCUAUGCUUGGUGUACGUUACGAUACGAUCCGCCAAGAAGCCAAUGGGACGCCGGAAGGACGAGAGCAAUGGGUAUUGAACACACACGUUGCUCUCCUUCUGGGAGAGAAGGAUCUUGAUCUAUCUCGCUACACAGCCUGGGAGCGAGUUCCAGUGUCUCGCCUCGGCAAAGUGACAGUCUGGCGCACUGAAUGGCCGCGCUACUCGCUACUCUCAGAGAAGCUGUGGGAACUCGGUCGCCAGAUUCCUGGGUACUAUGGUGACGAAGAUCCCUCCAGGAUGAGCUUCCGCACCAAGGAAGCGCUCAAGAAGGCAGCAUGGGAUCGAUUCCUCACCACUGAUCUCUUCUUUGUAAAGCUUUCUGACCUUCUCUACACGGUCCCCAAUAUUCCCCAUCUCCGCAAUCUGAAGCUUGCUAUUGAGUACAGAGAACUGCUGGAGUCAGAGGCGCAAGCCAAUAGUUGGCAAGCAGGACAGAAAUGGAAACAGGACCCCGAUGCUGACCGAUUCUACGGCUUUGCACCACGCAACAAAUACUACCUCAACGGAACGUUUGUUGGCGAAGACAUGCCGACAAAGCAUCAGACCAGCAAGACUCCAUUUCCCGAGAACCGGGUCCCGCGCCGCGGGCUAGUGCAAGCAUUUCCCAGCGACCCAGACUACGAGCGUCUUUGCACUGAACAAGGACUGACGCAUCUGCUCAAGGGCGGCGAGGCCGCUCCGGCCUCCAACGGCGUCCACGUUGUGCCCUUGCCAGCCCCAAUGGUGAACGGUACCAACGGCCAUGGCCCUGAUACGAAGCCUGCUAACGGCAUCAAUGGCGUCAACUGAGGCACUAUAACACACUUUAUGCGACGAUGAUGGAAAUGUAUACGGACGAGGCCGUAACGGAACGGUGCACACAGACACGAACUAGCAGAACGGAUGUUUUGCAUACCUUUGACUUGAUGUUUUUAUUUUGUUUUUGACUCGCCCUAUGGCUUCUUUUGGGUCUUUGUUUGAAUGCUGUCUUGGAUGAAAGGCGGAUUGCUUGUUCUUAUACGGGUUUCUUUGGCAAGGUUCAGGAGCAUCAGACGAGGCGUUUUGAAAGUUUCUAUGCGAUAUGGCUGGCGGCUUUGUAUUGCCGUUGUUUACUUUAGCUGGCC
Molecule: messenger RNA, 4626 nt
Organism: [Torrubiella] hemipterigena
Lineage: Eukaryota; Fungi; Ascomycota; Sordariomycetes; Hypocreales; Clavicipitaceae
Source: the annotation of a GenBank genome assembly